This is a messenger RNA of Cucumis melo (muskmelon), 1063 nucleotides long. Its product is annotated as protein FAR1-RELATED SEQUENCE 5. The record is from RefSeq and is a predicted model, not a curated record. The coding region runs from base 434 to 979 and encodes 181 amino acids. NCBI's taxonomy places the organism in Eukaryota, Viridiplantae, Streptophyta, Magnoliopsida, Cucurbitales, Cucurbitaceae. The transcript is spliced from 3 exons.
UAAAGGUGGGCAUAUGAUAUUGGAGCCUCAAAUUUGGGUGAGCACCACAAAUCUCUCGAUUUUCUCAAGUUUUCGGUUUAGUCCAAACACAGUAAACCCCCACAGUCAUAUCCAAAGAUCUCCAUUUCCAACGACUAAAACCUUCUCGAUUCACACUUCACUGUACAACUACCGCAAAACACCAAAGAAAUGAGAUUGGAUCUCCAAGAAUUCUCGGCGUUGAAUGCAAUUCCAAUAAUCAAGGAAAACUGAAUCCCAUCUUCCUGUAUUGGGAGAAAUCAAAAACAAUUCGGCUUUUUUUUCCCUGUUAGUGGAUGGAAUCCCCACUGUAGUUGAUGUUGUAGAAGAUCCUAGCGGGAAGGAUUUUGCUAGAGUAGUUACUGAAGCAGAGGCAAUAACGAGUAAUCUUUCAGAUACAGAGCCAUUUGUUGGUAUGGAGUUUGAAUCUGAGGAGUCUGUCAAGGUUUUCUACGAUGCUUAUGCUUCACGCCUUGGUUUUAUUAUGCGCGUUGAUGCAUUUCGUAGAUCGAUGCGUGAUGGUGCGGUUGUUUGGCGGCGACUUGUUUGUAAUAAAGAAGGGUUUCGCAAGUUUAAGCCGAAAAGAAGUGAAAAUAGGAAGCCUCGAGCUGUAACGAGAGAAGGGUGUAAGGCAAUGGUUGUUGUAAAGAAAGAAAAAACUGGAAAAUGGGUUGUUACGAAAUUUGUCAAGGAUCAUAAUCAUCCAUUGAUUGUUACUCCGGCCAGUGCUCGUCGAAAUGUUCUUCUUUCCCACACACGGGAUGAGAAAGAUGCAAAAAUUCGAGAACUAACUGCCGAAUUACAGCAAGAACGAAAGCGGUGUGCAGCAUAUCAAGAACAGCUUGCCAUGAUUUUAAGAGACAUGGAGGAACACUCAAAUCAUCUAGCAAGAAACAUAGAUAACAUUAUUCAAAGUGUGAGAGAUAUUGAAUCAAAAAACAAUGCAUUUUCAAAUAGCUAACAACAGAAUCCUAAAGAAAAUAUAUUUUUAUAUAUCUGUUUAUAGUUUAUAGUUCAGAGUACAGACUUACGUUACAUUUGUUCA